GGUAUGCAAUUGCUUGCUUGGCCUUACAGUACUGACGUACGUUGACGUCCUUUGGUACAAGUACUCCGUAAAGAGAAGAGACCAGCUUUCGCGACCCGCGCAUGUGUAUGCCUUCCCGAGUCUUAACCCACCCAUUUGUGUUGUAAGCGCACACGUCAAGUGGGAAAAUGUGCGCGUCUAGUCCAACAUGACAUCUCUUCUCUCACCCCCCAAAGUUGUCCUUCUGGCGGCGCACUUUGCUAUCAAAUCCGAUGUCGACAGCUUGACCAUACUCGCCCUACGAUAUGACAAGGUCUUACAGAAGGAGCUCCUCCUGCGCAUACUCUUGACUUGUCUACCCGAAACUACUGAGCCAGCCCGAUACGUCGAGUUGCUCCAGAGACUAGAAUCAGACGAAUUUGAAAAAGACGAUGCAUCCCGCGAGAUUGAUGCCUCGUCGGUGGAACACUUCACCGAUGUUGAAGUCGCAAAGAAGGUCCGAAAGCUACGACUACUUCCCUUGACCUCGUCCGUCGCGCCUAGGCAUGCAACAGAAGACUUGCUCAGUCAAUUCUUGCUUGCCCGUGCCCACCGGAUCGACGAAGAGGCUGGUCUGCUCACGCAAAUUCCUGAUUUAAUUGUCCCUUUUCUAGACCAUGCUCCCUGCAUCCGAACAUGGAUGAUAUCCGCCUUGUUACCUCUGCUGAGACGAAACUACGAAUAUUACCCGCAUAGCCCAAUACAACACACUCUAUCAGAAUUCGAGCAGCUCAACGACCGGGCUGCCGUAGCCCUGCUUCUCGAACAGACUGGUGUGAGCGACGACAGUCUUUCUCACAUUGGCCGAGACUUGCGCGGUCUUAUAGGUCCGUGGUUAUAUAAUGAUGCCAGAUGGAAAUAUGACGAUACUCUCAUCGGAGAAGAUGGGCAACCAGUAUCACAAAACAAGACGUGCCCAGGCUGGGAGCAAAUGCUGGAAUGGCUUACGGAACAAGCAUCCAGGUCGUGGAUCGUCGCCGUGAAAGCAAUCGAGCAGUGGGAUGGACCCAAUGAUGUCGACUUGAGCGGCUAUGGAUCUAUGUGGAUGGAGGACGAGGACCAAGGCUAUCUCGAAUCGAGAUACGCUCGUGCUGCAUUAGCGGCAGCAUAUCUAGUGACAGAAGCGUCCGUUGAAGCCUUGGUUGGGGUGAAUACUAUCAUUACCAGAGUAAAUGCUCUACUUGGGGAAGACCCCAUGCCCACCCUUCAGGUUGCUUCCUCGUUGCUGCCACCGCUUAACGAGCUCAACAAUGAGUCGAUCAUAGUUGCCAAGAACGCGACGCAUAUGCGCAACGACCUGCUGGAAGAGUCGAAUAUCCUUACAGCUCCUACGAAGCAAUCCACACAUAUUCUGCAUGCAUUGACUUUAAGUGCUUUCAUACUUACGAAAGCUGGUGCUCCCUGCUGCAUUCGCAGAGCCGGUGAACUGGCCUUCCUCCAAGACCAGCGAGAACAGAAGAGUGAGGCUCUCAAGUUUAUCAACACAUUGCGCAACAAUACAGCGAAGACGGAUGAUAAAUAUUGGGUACGCGCACGAAAUGAGCUUUUAUGGCUACGGGAUUGGGGUGCUGAAGAAACUGCAAGUGACGCCUCGACAAGGUUGCAGGGUGUUUUCGGUCGGCUCGACAGGGCAUUCCUCGAAAUUGAGUGCCUCAAAGCAUUCCUUGCCAGUGGACGAUACUCUCUUGCAAGAUCCAUAUACGAAGACUCACACGAGAAGAUUCUCUCUGAAAAAGUCCUCGAGGACACUAUCGUUGCAGCAGCUAUGAAUGCAUAUGACAACGCCUCGAAUCCAAACCGUACUCGGGGCGGCUUACUCAAAUGCGAUGAUAUUGUACAUGCGUUCCCCAAGACAUUGCCUACAGACGGGGCUGCUGCGAAGAAAAUUGAAGCUCUUCUGAGAGCAACCCAUGGCUUAAGCUCUUAUCGUCUAGCACUCAAACAAGGAGAGCCGUUCACGCCAGUGGUUCUGCGUGUUCAUUCCGAUCCCGUGUCUAUUGUUGGGAAAGUAUUGCAACAAAAUCCACACAGCUACACCAGACUGCAGGCUUUCCUUGAAAUAGGAUCCAACAUGGUUGAGGCAGGACUACCCGUGCAGAAAAAGUCAAAUAGGCCUUUGGCAGUCCUCGAUGAACUCGAACAACAUGCGUUGGUCGAGAAGCGCGUGACUUCUAUGUGUAUAGAUGCAGCUUUGACGGAAGAUGACUUCGAAACUGCAUACUCUUACGUCGUGAACAGACUGGCGUCUGGGAGGACUGUACUGACAUCGGCCGAUGAAUACUCCUGGCGAGCCGCUUUGGAGGCGGGUAAGUACCGCCGCACGGCGCGUACGAUUCGCCCGACACAUAUUGGCACAUCUAGCGGCAAUCUCGAUGUUCGACACCUGGAGCAACGAAUUGAGUGUCUUUCAACUGCACUAAGGAUCGCGCCAACAGAUACACUGCAGGAAAUAUUGAAGGUUUUCCGCAAAUGUGAAGAAGAGCUUGGUGCAGCUGUGAAGGCGGACGAGGAACAAGAAUCCGCCUGGGACGACCAGGGUGACGUCCAAGCCAUGCCUGGAGGAUUCAGUAGCGAAGUGCCUGCUGGCGUCGUCAGGAGCAACACCACAAGGUCUGCCAAGCAGCAGGAGGAAGCGCCAAUGUCAUUGUUCGAUCUUUCAAGGGCGACCAUGGCACGCGCACAGUUCAACCUUCCUGCGCUUUCGAGUUUGCAACGCGGCGAGCAACAGGCUAAGCAAAGUACACCCGAGGAACACGAUGAUCAGAACCGAGUCAGAAAGAGAGAUCAGCUGAGAGAAGCUGCGGUAGGGACACUGGCAUCGGGUGUCGGCUGGCUCAUUGGAGCUCAGCCUGCACGACCACAGUCGCGGGCUUCUGAAUAGCCUGGCUGGAUGGGAUAUAGUAAUGCUUAAUGACUGACGAUAGCGAAGAGUUGUACAAUUCAAAGACCAU
Molecule: messenger RNA, 2969 nt
Organism: Truncatella angustata
Lineage: Eukaryota; Fungi; Ascomycota; Sordariomycetes; Amphisphaeriales; Sporocadaceae
Product: Sec39 domain-containing protein
Exons: 3
Coding region: 188-2899 (903 amino acids)
Biological process (GO): retrograde vesicle-mediated transport, Golgi to endoplasmic reticulum
Source: RefSeq, a predicted model, not a curated record